Fragaria vesca subsp. vesca is the source of this 1677-nucleotide messenger RNA. RefSeq names its product pollen-specific protein SF3-like. Gene Ontology annotation, molecular function: actin filament binding. Gene Ontology annotation, biological process: actin filament bundle assembly. NCBI's taxonomy places the organism in Eukaryota, Viridiplantae, Streptophyta, Magnoliopsida, Rosales, Rosaceae. The record is from RefSeq and is a predicted model, not a curated record. The coding region runs from base 425 to 1012 and encodes 195 amino acids. The transcript has 8 exons. Gene Ontology annotation, cellular component: actin cytoskeleton; plasma membrane.
CACUGUUCGUAUACUGACUACUUUGAUUGGUAUUUGAAACUCUGUUUAGACUUUAGAGAGAGAGAUGGUGAUCAUGAAAAGGAUCAGACGGAAGCGCAGCACAGUUUUGAUAAGCUGGUUGGUUUGAACACUGCAGUUUGCAAUGAAUACUUUGAAAGGUAAUGUGCCUCGUCUGCUUGAAAUGUUAUGCAAUCUUGACUCUGCUCAGUGCUCAAGUUAUCGUUGAGCUUAAGACUCGUAGACAAGGACAAAAUGAUAGCCAAAUGCCCUGGAGUACUCAUCUGUAAAUAUCCAUGAAUGACUUUGCUGCAAUUGGUGUCUUCCGCAAUUCUCUCUUACCCGCUGCCGUAAUCUCUCUCCUAUAAUUUUCAAUAAAGAGCUUCGUGAAGGGUUGGUGGUUGUGAGGUUGGAUUGGAAGCUAGUCAUGGCCACCUUCGCAGGAACCUCCCAGAAGUGCACAGCCUGCGAAAAGACGGUGUAUCUGGUUGACAAGUUAACAGCUGAUUCCAGAUCCUACCACAAGGCCUGCUUCCGAUGCCACCACUGCAAAGGUACCCUAAAGCUCAGCAACUACUGCUCAUUUGAGGGAGUCCUAUACUGCAGGCCUCACUAUGAUCAACUCUUCAAGCGAACUGGUAGCCUAGAUAAGAGUUUUGAAGGCACACCAAAAAUUUUGAAACCAGAAAAACCUACUGAGAAUGAGAAUACCAAGGCAGUGUCAAGCUUGUUUGGUGGUACCAAAGAUAAAUGUGUGGGAUGUGAAAAGACUGUAUAUCCCAUUGAGAAGGUCUCUGUGAAUGGGACUGCAUAUCACAGGAGGUGCUUCAAAUGCACCCAUGGAGGUUGCACCAUAAGCCCAUCUAACUAUAUCGCACAUGAAGGAAAGCUCUACUGCAAACACCACCACAUCCAGCUCUUCAAGGAGAAAGGGAAUUACAGCCAGCUUGAAAAUGAACGUGAAAAGCAAUCAACGAACGAGCAAGCCACCUCAGUGGAGAUUGCUAGUCACUGAUUUUGAGUUGUAAUUAUGCCAUCUGGUCAUGCUUCUGAUGUAAUGCAAGGUUGAUCUGCAACUGAAAAAUGAGGGGUUUUCUGCGGCAUUUUGAUUGGUCAUAUCUACUUUGAAUACUCUAUUCGUGCCCUAGGGUUCAACUCUCACAGCAGCAUAUUAGUUCUUGAAACAUAUACUUCUCUUCAGGACCUCAAAUUGCAUUCCCAACCCCAAAAUUGACCUUAAUAAACGAGAUAGUGAAAAGAUAACCAAGGGAAAUUGGUUAAUAUGCAAUGGAAUUAUUCUGCCAUGAAGCGAAUAUUAUAUAUACUGGAAAAAACCAGCUUUCGUAGACAAACUCAUCUUCACCUACUGUACAUUAGUAUUGAAAUAACUUCUCAAGUAUGUUCUGACUUCUAAGGGGGUCAAGAACUAGAAUGCCCUUCUCCGUGGAAUAUAAACUCAGACAAUAAUCGGUGACAAUACAAGGUACCACACAUUUGAGUACUUGGCCCUCUACUGUGAGAGUUUCAUUUUCACCUCCUGUGCUGGAGAUCUACUCUUCUUCAUAAAUAAUCAUAAUUUCAUUCCAUUCUUGAUAGCCCGUUUCCUUUUUCUUUUUCUUUUUUUGGUCGUUGGUGGCCCUUUUCCUAGAAUCAAUUUCUAAGGAACCUGUUGUGUUUUAG